GUCUAGUGUUCAGGCUUAGUUGCAAACGACUGUAUCGUAAACUGUUCAUUAGUAAUCAGAUCAAUUAAUAGACAAAAUAUUUGCGCUUUUUACAUGGAGUAUGCGAAAAAAACCCUGCAGAACGAGGAAGAAAAAGCCCUUUGUUGUUGCGAAUGUAUUUAGGAGCCACAAUAGAUAGACUGGGUUACCUGUAGCUAACACGGAUAUCCGGUCCUGAAACGAGAACUCGAGAACUCGUGUCGAAGAAGAAACGACGAAACAGUUGUUGCUUUUCACCGUAAUGCUGGAAUGAAGAUCGUAUUAGUAAAUAACUGAAAAACAACCAUUCAAAAGGAAUGUAUUUAGGCUGUCGUGUCGUACGUGGCCCAGACUGGGAAUGGGAAGACCAAGAUGGCGGAGAGGGCUGUGUAGGCACAGUAGUAGGAGCAGCACAAAAUGAGGAAGAUAGUGCUGAGAGUACAGUAUGGGUGCAAUGGGACACUGGUGCACGAGCCAACUAUAGAGCAGGCUUAGAUGAAAAGAUGGAUUUAAGAGUCUAUGACAGUAGUGGGUCAGAAAAACCAGUGAAGGUCAAUGGAUUUACCUCCACAUGUGAUGGAUGUGCCAAGAAUCCUGUUAUUGGUUUGCUAUGGCUCUGCAUGAACUGUGAUGAUUAUGGGUUAUGCACGAGAUGUUAUAUGGGAGAUACCCAUAGCUUGGAUUGCCCUUUCAAAAGAAUUGACAUGACAGGAGAAAGUGUACUUGUUGGCAAACGCGAAGAAGCAACGAAAGUCCAAGCAAGAGGUACUUUUAGUCAAGCAAGAGUAGAAAGAGGACCUGAUUGGCGCUGGGGAGCACAAGAUGGUGGUCCAGGUGGAAAGGGAACGGUGGUAGAAACAAGAAGCUGGAAGAAUGGAGCUAAAAAUAGUGUUUCAGUCAAAUGGGACAGAAGUAGCAAGGAGAAUGUGUACAGGCUCGGUUUUAAAGGAAAGGUCGAUAUAAUAUCAACCACACCAGCAACUGGAGGCUUCUACUACAGGGACCACCUGCCAGGACUACGAAUACGAGCCAAGAAGACGGUCAGCGGCUUUACCACUGAAGACAAAGUCAAGGUUAACGUCACAAAGGAACAGCUGAUGGAGUUAGCUGAAGGCCAUGGAGGAUGGACUGAAGACAUGGAAAAGUGUAUUCCAAAGAUCGGUGAUGUCCAUGAUUUUACCAAGUCUGGUGACGUCAUUGUAGAUUACGAUGGUGAAAAGUUUCGGUUCGCCCCACAAGCACUCGCCAAGGUCCCUCAUUAUAAAAAAGGUGAUAAAGUGUUGGUUAGUGAAGACAUGAAUUUGGUGGAGAAACUGCAAGAUGGACACGGUGGAUGGAACCACAGAAUGAAAGCGAUGUUGGGAAAGAUAGGCACGGUGAAGAAAGUUGAGAGCGACAAUAACGUGGUCAUAAAAGUGGAUAACGACAUCUGGAUGGUAAACGCCGCUAUUUUGACUCUACACGAGGCAGCUGCAGACGGAGAAGUGGAAGAAGAUAGUGACGACGAUGAUGAACAUCCACUACAAGCACUCUUUAAGCAGCACGCUCUUCAGAAACUAUUGACAGAUGCAUUCUCGGAAAUGUUUACUGGGGAAGGAAAGACACAGAAAGAAGAUGAUGAAGGACUGGCUCUCGUGCAAGCUGCGGCUAAUGGUCACGUGUCACGUGUCACGCAAGCACUCGAUGAACGCCCUGAACUGUUGAAUUAUAAGUCGUCACUGCUUGAGAAGACCUGUCUGCACAUGGCAUGCCACAGCGGUUACUGUGACAUUAUCCAGCUACUGCUGGAGAAGAACGCUGAUAUUUCAAUCAAGGAUGGACAAGGAUACACCGCCAUCCAUCAUGCAGCUUAUGGAGAUAAAACCGGCGAAGCAAUGAAAUUAAUGAUUGCGCACGGGGUGGAUCCGAACAUCGCUGACAACGACACCAAAUGCACACCAUUACAUCUGGCUGUCAAAGAAUCGAAUGACAAUGCUGUUAGAAUACUGGUGCAGACAGCUACUUGUGAUGUUAAUCUGCAGGACGUAGUUGGAGAAACGCCCCUGCACGACGCCAUAUCAAAACGAAAUAACAACAUCCUUGACUUGAUCUUGGACGCGCCGAAAAUAAACCUCACGCUGAAAAACAAAAGUGGAUUCAACUUCCUGCACUUGGCAGCGUACAAAGGCAACUCAUAUGCUGCAAGAAAAUUACUUGCCAAGUCUCCAGAGUUGGUGAACGUGCCCAAAGAAGAUGGUUUCACGUCUUUGCACUUGGCCGCUGUCAAUGAUCACUGUGACAUUGCUGAAAUCAUCCUGGCGCAGAAUGAUUGUAAGGUCGACUGUCGCACGAAAAACAACCAAACACCACUGAUGUUAGCCGUACAUGAAGGAUACCUGAAAAUGGUCAAGAUCUUUGAGCAGCACGGGGCAGACGUCAACGCAGCUGAUGAGGAUGGUGAUACACCUCUUCACGUCUCUCUUAUGCGCGAGAAAUUCUUCUCCGUAGGAAUGGGCUCGCUGCUUGGUCUGUUUGGUAAGAGCACUAGUUCGUACACAGAGAUAUCACGGUACUUGAUAUCGCAUGGCGCUAAUGUACGUCAACCUAAUCAGGCUGGCAAGACUCCCAUGGAAUACGGUGAAGGCACCAAAGCUGAACCAGACCUCAGGAAAGCCUUUGAAGAGACCAAGGUAAAGGAAGAGAAAAAACCAACUGGAAGUGAAAAAAUGAAUAUAGUUAAUAACUUUGCAAGCAAAAAAGAAGAAGACACUGUGCAGGCCAGAGAACUAAUGGAAGUAAACCAAGAGAUCAGCGAAAACCAAACGGUCACUCGUUCAAUAGAUGGGUUUAAAAAUGCACAGACACUGGAAGCUAAAAACGUAAAAACCGAAGAGGGAGGGACCUCGAAAGAAGACAGUCAACAGAAAAUGUCUGGUAAGCAAGUGGAAGAGGAAGAAGAAUUCCAGAACGGAACCAGUUCACCAGUGAAGAAAACUAAGAGGAGUUGUUUGAUUUGCAUCGAUGGUGAAGCAGACGUUGUAUUCAAGCCAUGUGGACACACUGUCCUGUGUAAAGGGUGUUCUGUUCGAGCUAAACGCUGUCCAGAAUGCAAGCAACUGGUGAUGAACAAGACAACUGAAGAUGGAAAAAAAGUACCUCCUAAAGUCGAAAAAGAGGACCUGGACGCGAAAGAAAAGUUGCAAUCAACGGAGAAAAAGCUAAAGAAACUCGAGGAGAUGGUAACUUGCUGUGUUUGUCUGGAAAGGAAGAAAAACAUCAUCUUCUCAUGCGGGCAUGGCGCAUGUCAGGUCUGCGCUGAACAUCUUAGUGUUUGUGCUAUCUGUAAAAAGGAAAUCCAAAAGAAAAUAGCCAUAUUCCGUCAGUUCAUAGUGAGUCAGAACAAGGUUUUACCUGAGCUGAAGGACUAUAACCAUUCAAAAGGAAUGUAUUUAGGCUGUCGUGUCGUACGUGGCCCAGACUGGGAAUGGGAAGACCAAGAUGGCGGAGAGGGCUGUGUAGGAACAGUAGUAGAAGCAGCACAAAAUGAGGAAGAUAGUGUUGAGAGUACAGUAUGGGUACAAUGGGACACUGGUGCACGAGCCAACUAUAGAGCAGGCUUAGAUGAGAAGAUGGAUUUAAGAGUCUACGACAGCAGUGGAGCAGCGUCUAGUGCAGGAAAACAUAUCUUGGUUAUGUGUGAUGGAUGCAAUCAGCAGCCUGUUCUUGGUAUUCGUUGGAAAUGUAUGACGUGUGAUAACUAUGAUCUCUGUACAAGCUGUUACAUGGCAGAUACCCAUGACUUGGAGUGUGUGUUUUCUCGGAUGGAAUACCAAAAUGGACAACGUGUUCCAGUUGGCAAACGCGAAGGUGCGACAAAAAUCCAAGCAAGAGGUACUUUUAGUGGUGCAAGAGUAGAAAGAGGACCUGAUUGGCGCUGGGGAGCACAAGAUGGUGGUCCAGGUGGAAAGGGAACCGUGGUAGAAACAAGAAGCUGGAAGAAUGGAGCUAAAAAUAGUGUUUCAGUCAAAUGGGACAGAAGUAACAAGGAGAAUGUGUACAGGCUCGGUUUUAAAGGAAAGGUCGAUAUACUAUCAACUACACCAGAAACCGGAGGCUUUUACUAUAGGGACCACCUGCCAGGACUACGAGUACGAGCCAAGAAGACGGCCAGACAAAGUCAAGACAAAGACAAAGUCAAGGUUAACGUCACAAAGGAUGAGCUGAUGGAGUUAGCUGAAGGCCAUGGAGGAUGGAAUGAUGACAUGGAAAAGUAUAUUCAAAAAAUCGGUGUUGUCCAUGACUUUACCAAGUCUGGUGACGUCAUUGUAGAUUACGAUGGUACAAAGUUUCGGUUCGCCCCACAAGCACUCGCCAAGAUCCGUCAUUAUAAAGCUGGUGAUAAAGUGUUGGUUAGUGAAGACAUGGAUAUGGUGAAGAAACUGCAAGAUGGACACGGUGGAUGGAACCACAGAAUGAAAACGAUGUUGGGAAAGAUAGGCACGGUGAAGAAAGUUGACAGCGACAAUGACGUGAUCAUAAAAGUGGAUGACAAAACCUGGAUGGUAAACGCCGCCAUCUUGACUCUACACGAGGCAGCUGCAGACGGAGAAGUGGAAGAAGAUAGUGAUGACGAUGAUGAAGAUCCACUACAAGCACUCUUAAAGCAGCACGCUCUCAAGAAACUAUUGGCAGAUGCAGUAUUGACAGAUGUAUUCUCGGGAAUGUUUACUGGGAACGAGAAGAAACAGAAAGAAGAUGAUGAAGGACUGGCUCUCGUGCAAGCUGCAGCUCAUGGUCACUUGUCACAUGUCACUCGAGUAAAUUAUAAGUCGUCACUGAUUGAAAAGACCUGUCUGCACCAUGCAUGCCACAGCGGUUACUGUGACAUUAUCCAGCUACUGCUGGAGAAGAACGCUGAUACUUCAAUCAAGGAUGGACAAGGAUACACAGCCAUCCAUCACGCAGCUUAUGGAGAUAAAAGCGGCGAAGCAAUGAAAUUAAUGAUUGCGCACGGGGUGGAUCCGAACAUCGCUGAGAAGGAUACCAAAUGCACACCAUUACAUCUGGCUGUCAAAGAAUCGAAUGACAAUGCUGUUAGGAUACUGGUGCAGACAGCUACUUGUGAUGUUAAUCUGCAGGACGUAAUUGGAGAAACGCCCCUGCACCACGCCAUAUCAAAACGAAAUAACAACAUUCUUGACUUGAUCUUGGACGCGCCGAAAAUAAACCUCACGCUGAAAAACAAAAGUGGAUUCAACUUCCUGCACUUGGCAGCGUACAAAGGCAACUCAUAUGCUACAAGAAAAUUACUUGCCAAGUCUCCAGAGUUGGUGAACGUGCCCAAAGAAGAUGGUUUCACGUCUUUGCACUUGGCCGCUGUCAAUGAUCACUGUGACAUUGCUGAAAUCAUCCUGGCACAGGAUGAUUGUAAGGUCGACUGUCGCACGAAAAACGACCAAACACCACUGAUGUUAGCCGUACAUGAAGGAUACCUGAAGAUGGUCAAGAUCUUAGAGCAGCACGGGGCAGACGUCAACGCAGUUGAUGAGGAUGGUGAUACACCUCUUCACGUCUCUCUUAUGCGCGAGAAAAUAAGAAUUGGCUCGCUGCUUGGUCUGUUUGGUAAGAGCACUAGUUCGUACACAGAGAUAUCACGGUACUUGAUAUCGCAUGGUGCUAAUGUACGUCAACCUAAUCAGGCUGGCAAGACUCCCAUGGAAUACGGUGAAGGCACCAAAGCUGAACCUGACCUCAAGAAAGCCUUUGAAGAGACCAAGGUAAAGGAAGAGAAAAAACCAACUGGAAGUGAAAAAAUGAAUAUAGUUAAUAACUUUGCAAGCAAAAAAGAAGAAGACACUGCGCAGGCCAGCGAACCAACGGCCACUCGUUCAAUAGAUGGGUUUAAAAAUGCACAGACACUGGAAGCUAAAAAGGUGAAAACUGAGAGGACUUGUUUGAUUUGCAUCGAUGGUGAAGCAGACGUUGUAUUCAAGCCAUGUGGACACACUGUCCUGUGUAAAGGGUGCUCUGUUCGAGCUAAACGCUGUCCAGAAUGCAAGCAACCGGUGAUGAACAAGACAACUGAAGAUGGAAAAAAAGUACCUCCUAAAGUCGAAAAAGAGGACAUGGACGCGAAAGAAAAGUUGCAAUCAACGGAGAAAAAGCUAAAGAAACUCGAGGAGAUGGUAACUUGCUGUGUAUGUCUGGAAAGGAAGAAAAAUAUCAUCUUCUCAUGCGGGCAUGGCGCAUGUCAGGUCUGCGCUGAACAUCUUAGUGUUUGUGCAAUCUGCAAAAAGGAAAUCCAAAAGAAAAUAGCCAUAUUCUAAGCGAUCUCUGGGGUGGGCUCCCUGUGCACUCCGAAAACAAGGCCAUGGAAGUAACUGGUUCCCUGCUAGAACAGUCCUAUUCCUUUUUUUACAAAUAAAAAGAAAGACUCCCCCUGCACAUCAAGGUAGAAUUAGGACUGCUAGCAGAGAACCAUGUUGGAUAUUAGAGUUUUAGAUUCACAUUUUUUCUUCCAACAAACGUUAAAUUUGACCACGUUUUCAUCGUUUCUCUGCAUUUCACUUUACCUUUUGCAUACAGUACCUCCUCAACAAAGAUUUUGGCGAUUUUAGAAGUUUUCACUGAUAGUUAACUUUUCACGUUUCACAUUUGUCGUAUACGAGAUUCUAAAACUCUCUAAUGACGAAAAACGAUAACGACUACAACAGCAGCAACCAUGACAACCACAACGAUGACACCAACAACAGCAACAACAACAACGAUGACAUGAACACCACCAACAACAACGAUUACACCAACAACAAAAAAGCAUGCAACAGCUUGCCCGUCCAAUCUCUAGAUUAACCGCUCUUAAAUUAAAACUACGUAAUUUCUUGAUAGAUUAACUUGAACCUGCUAACCAAAUUGAAGAAUUUUAUUCUAAUUUAAAACUUUCGUUUCCGAGAGCCGUAUGUUAGGUGAUGAUGAUAAUGAUAACUUAUGAUGAUGAUGAUGAUAGUUUCUGCUAGUCACGAUACAUAGACAAGUUUUUAGUCAUUCUUUUAACAUUGCAAAAAACUUUAGAUUAUUACAUGAUUAUUUUAAGAGUAUAGAUAGAGUGCACGCACUAAAACCGUGAACAUUAAAUAGUACUAAUUAGUACUAUUUCAUACAGAAUCCUUUGUUUUCUAUUGUUUAAUUAUCACUAUUUAGUGCUAAAAAUUAGUAUUUGUUUCACGGAUUUAGUGUGAGCACUCUAUUAGGGUUUUCUAGUAAAGGUGCAUAGACAUGUUUAAGGUAAUUCAGAGGAAUAGUAAGUCAAGUUUUCCCCCUAUCUUUUAUUCAUUUUAGCUCAGUAUUAUAGGAGCUUCUGAUUUAUUGUUAUAUUGCAAAUAGUUUUAGUAACUUAGGAUUCCAGAAUUGUUUGUAAAUUAGGUUUUCAUGAUAGUUCCAUAGGUUACGCAUGGCACCAUAUGAGGUCUGGAUGUAAAUAUGCAUUCAGAAGUUUAAUAAACUACAUAAUACUAAAAACAAGACUGAAAAAAAAAAAAAAUA
Actinia tenebrosa (Australian red waratah sea anemone) is the source of this 7536-nucleotide messenger RNA. RefSeq lists its product as uncharacterized. Gene Ontology annotation, cellular component: cytoplasm. Gene Ontology annotation, biological process: protein ubiquitination. The record is from RefSeq and is a predicted model, not a curated record. Gene Ontology annotation, molecular function: protein binding; zinc ion binding; ubiquitin-protein transferase activity. Lineage: Eukaryota; Metazoa; Cnidaria; Anthozoa; Actiniaria; Actiniidae.